AUGUAUCUCCGCCUCUUGGUCACUGCCGGUCCGGAUGAGUUAUGGGCUGUCAUACGAGCAGAUACUGCCUACUUAUCUGCAUUGCGAGGGUCCUUAGAGUGGAUUUUCUCCUGGACACACCGGACAUGCACCUUGCAACAUCCGCUUGAUGACUGGCAGCAGUGGUGUGUUUUCAUGCGCGAGCAACCCGGGAGGUACAAGGGGCUUCUUUUGCGAGCCCAAGCCCUAGCGAACUGUAGGCAGCGUGUCAUUGCCGCACUCGACGGGCUCUAUCGGGCACUCCGCGCUCAGGCACCUGUGGCUGCACCGGAGUGCACUCAGGGAGGCACCAUGCCCGAAGCCUGUAUUCCGUGUGCUAAACUUUUCCCUUCGCGUGUUGCAUGGGCGGGUCACGCAGCGAGAGUUCAUGGAUACAGAUCUCGAGCAUUUCUCUUAGGUCGUUCCCCUCUGUGUCUGGCAUGUGGCCGGACCUAUGGAACGGUGGGCCGGCUGCGUCGUCAUCUGUUAUGCAGCGCACGAUGCAUCCCCAACUGGGGAUCCUUUUCACCUGCUGAAAACACAGGCGACCUCCUUGCUUGCAAUCACCCACAAAUGCCUCCUUUCUCAGUACCUGGCUCCUUUGCCACGCCGGAAACUUCUAUGAACCGUGAGGACUUCUCCUCUGUGCUCUUGACAGAGCUCAAUGCCCUGCCUGUGUGCGAUGAGUCUGUUGUGUGGGACACUGUGAUUGAGGUCAUAGAACCUCUCCAGACCCUCAGAACUACUGUCCAGCGCUGGGCUGACGAUCAUCCUGGAGUCGAGUGGAUCCAUCGUGCAGCCGACAAUGUUUUGUUGCUGCUGGAUCCGGAUUUGAUCGGUGAGCCGAGCAACACCUCCCGUGUGAAAGUCGAACGGCAAGCCUUUGCCAACGAUGCCUGCCCUACUUGGGCUUCGCUACCACCUUUCAACCUGCCGGCUUCCAAGGCUGGACCCGGCUUUGACUUGCAGUCCCCGCCACCUGUCAUCAUUUCACAUUUUGCUCCUACCAGUGUAAGCCUUCGUCUUGGGCUGGCGUACAGUACCUGGCUGGAGCAGGCGUGCUCGAUCUUGGCCCAAGGCUUUGAGCUUGCCAUUCAAGAGGGUUGUGGAUUUCAGGUGCACUGUGAAGGCCUUGCACUAGGACUCGGACCGGCCAAAGACUGGCUGGUAGCCGCAGGCUUCACGUUUUGCAAGUCAGGACUUCGGUCGUCUUUUCCCGUUUCACUUGAAUUCAAUUGCUAG
Molecule: messenger RNA, 1260 nt
Organism: Symbiodinium sp. CCMP2592
Lineage: Eukaryota; Dinophyceae; Suessiales; Symbiodiniaceae
Source: the annotation of a GenBank genome assembly